This is a messenger RNA of Rotaria socialis, 795 nucleotides long. The record is from the annotation of a GenBank genome assembly. NCBI's taxonomy places the organism in Eukaryota, Metazoa, Rotifera, Eurotatoria, Philodinida, Philodinidae.
AUGGCAGCUUCCAAAGAAAACUUAUGGUCUCAUCGAAGGCUGGCGUUGAUCAUUGGUAAUGAAAAGUAUCAAUCGAACAAUAAAUUGGCCUAUUCAAUCAAUAAUGCUAAUGAUCUGAAGCAUUCAUUGGAGAAAAUUCAGUUCAAAGUUACCUUAUAUCGAGAUGUUGAGCGCGAAAUGAUGGAUAUCAUUGCAAAUUUUGGCGGGGAAAUUGAGGAUGGUGAUUUGAUCCUGUUUUACUUUUCAGGCCAUUGCUAUCGGGUCAAUAAUGAAAACUAUUUGCUGCCAACUCAUGACAUUAAAAUCCAAACUGCAGAAGAUAUUCCAGAUUUCGGUUGUAGAACUGAUAGCGCUCUCAAACGACUCAUGAGAAAUAACCCGUCCUAUGUGACUAUAUUUAUCCUGGAUUGUAGUUCUCAAUAUGUACUGAACACUGGAACGGCAGUCAAACGUAAGUAUAAUUAUAAAUGCCUUCAUCAAUGUACAUAUCUUCUUUUAGCGAGGGCCGAGGGCAAAGGUCUAUCUGAAAUGCAGCCACCUCCUGAAACAUUCAUCCAGUUUGCUUGUGGUGCUAAUCAAGCAAGCACUGUGGUACUAGGAGCCAAUCGUAAUAGCUUGUUCACAAAGCACUUAUUACAAAACAUUACCGAAGAAAAUAUCAUAAUCAGUGAACUUUUCAGUCGGGUAAGAAAUGCCGUGUACCAAGAAAGCAAUCACAGGCAAAUACCAUUGUCAAUGGACGGUUUACAACAAUACAAACAAGUCUAUCUAAAUAAAGUGAUCAUCGGUAAGUAA